GUUUGAUAAGAAAGAAAGAGACCCAUUGUAUACUUACUCACUCACACUUUUCUACACUCAUCUUCUCUCUCUUCUUAUCACACCACACUCUCUCUAUUUCUUUCUCUCGUUGAAUCAGUGUAACAGUUUACACAAGUUCAAAUUCUGGAGCUACCAUGAAUGCUUCAACUUCAACUUCAAGGAAGAAGAAGAAGAAGAAGAAGGGUAGUUAUAGUUAUGAAGAUCAUAACUUCAUCAACACUAUCUUUUCUUGGUCUCUUCAAGACAUUUUCAACCAUGAUCUUUAUAGCAACUAUUUGGAUUAUAUCAGUUUAUCAUUCGAUUCUGUUGGACAGUAUUUGAAGUCAUUUGUGUAUCCCUUGUUGGAUGAAACUCGAGCUGAACUAUGCUCUUGUAUGGAGACUUUGUCAACUUUACCUUUUACUAAAGUCAUUUCACUUCAACACUCACUAUCACAUUCACAUGGUAGAAAUCACUAUCUUAUUAAAACUGAUACUUGGAAAAACAGCUUCUCUCAUUAUGGUAAAAAGCUACAUAAAACAUUGCCGGGAGAUGUGUUUAUUUUGGCUGAUUUUAAACCUGAGACGGUUAAUGAUUUGCAAAGGUAUGGAAGGACGUGGAGGUUUUUGUUGUCAGCUGAGAUUCUUGAUGAGGAGAUUCAAGGAAACGAUGAUGAGAAUAAACUUACGUCUACUUUUAAAGUGAUUGCUUCCAAAGACAUUGACAUUGAUGAAAUGGGGCAAAAAUCUAUGUUUAUUAUAUUCUUGACGAAUAUAACCCCAAAUAGAAGAAUAUGGAAUGCACUGCACAUGGAUGGAGAUUCAAAGCUCAUUCAGAAAAUUUUAUGUGCUAGUGAUGUGGUUGAGGAAAGCUGUGACCACUGUUCUCCAAAGACUGAUGCUCUUAGGGACGACGUAACAUAUCAAAGGUUAUCAUCUGAGUUGAAUGAGUCUCAAAACAAGGCGAUUUGUGCUUGCCUUUCUGCCUUCCAUUGCAAUCAUAAGUCUACUGUGGAUCUUAUUUGUGGUCCACCUGGAACUGGCAAAACAAAAACUUUGGGCACACUGCUUUUUGCUCUAUUCAAAAUGAACUCCAGGACUCUUGUUUGUGCGCCAACCAAUGUUGCCAUUAAGGAAGUGGCAUCGCGUGUCCUGAGCAUGGUGAGAGAAUCAUUUGAUAGAAAUUCCGAUGUUUUGUUUUGUAAUUUAGGAGACAUGCUGUUAUUUGGGAGUAAUGAGCGGCUCAAAGUUGGUGCAGAAAUUGAAGAGAUAUAUUUGAACUAUCGUGUCAAGCAGCUCUUACUGUGUUUUACCCCACCUAGUGGUUGGAAAUGUUGUUUUGUUUCAAUGAUUGAUCUUCUUGAAAAUUGUGUUUUCCAUUAUCAUCAAACUGGUGAUAAUAACUCUAAUAGGGCAAAAGAUGACAGCCCUUCAGAUUAUGGUGUGGGGAUGCACAAAUCUUUUGUCGAGUUUGUCAGAGAGAGGUUUCUGGCUAUAGCAUCGCCACUCAGAGACUGCAUUUCCAUCUUAUGUACUCAUAUAGCCAGAAGUUGUAUUAUGGAACAUAACUUGAAAGAUUUGGCCUGUCUUAUUUACUCUCUCACUUCAUUUCAAGCUUUGCUGUUUGAAAAUAAUAUUGUUUGUGAAGUACUGGAAAAGCUUUUCUCUCCUGAAAGUCAAUAUAGUUGUUUUGAAUCGGUGGUAGGGUUUGAAUACUCGUUGCAACAGAGCAGAACUGAAUGCCUGUCGCUAUUGAAAACCCUUAAAGUUUCACUUGGUUACCUCAACCUGCCAGACGUUGUGACUAAAGAGUCAAUCAGAGAGUUCUGUUUACGAACAGCGUCAUUAAUAUUUUCGACUGCUUCUAGUUCCUUUAUGCUGUAUUCUGUUGUCAUGGAACCACUUGACGUUUUAGUGAUUGAUGAAGCUGCACAGUUGAAGGAAUGUGAGUCAAUCAUACCUUUACUACUUCCGGAAAUAAACCAUGCCAUUCUUGUUGGAGAUGAAUGCCAGCUUCCAGCAAUGGUUGAAAGUAGUGUUUCUUUUGAAGUCGGUUUCGGAAGAAGUUUAUUUGCCAGACUGAGCACAAUGGGUCAUCCAAAUCACCUUCUCAAUAUCCAAUACAGGAUGCAUCCAUCAAUAAGUUCCUUUCCAAAUUCAUGCUUCUAUUUGAACCAAAUUCUUGAUGCUCCAAAGGUUAUCGCAGAGAACUACAGGAAGCAAUAUCUCCCCGGGAAAAUGUUUGGUCCAUAUUCCUUUAUAAAUAUAACUGGCGGCACCGAAGAGUUUGAGGAUACUGGACGAAGCCGGAAAAAUAUGGUUGAAGUGGCGGUCGUGAGGAAAAUAAUUAGAAAUUGUUUCAGAGCAUGGAAUGGCUCAAACGAGAACCUCAGUAUAGGUGUAGUGUCUCCUUAUGCUGCCCAAGUUGUUGCACUUCAGGAUAUGCUUGGACAGAAGUAUGAUAAACACGAAGGUUUUGAUGUGAAGGUGAAUACAAUAGAUGGUUUCCAGGGUGGAGAGCAGGACAUUAUUAUGUUUUCAACCGUCAGAACUGAUUGCAGUACUUCACUUGACCAGAGGACUAAUGUUGCUCUUACCAGGGCUAGGCAUUGUCUAUGGAUAUUGGGAAAUGAAAGAACCCUAGUAAGUCAGGAUAAUGUAUGGAAAGCAUUGGUGCUUGAUGCUAAACAACGUCAAUGCUUCUUUAAUGUGGAUGAAGACAAGGACUUAGCGAAAGGUAUCUGGGAUGCCAAGAAAGAGCUGGAUCAACUUGAUGAUUUGCUUAACUCAGAGAGUGUCAUUUUUAGAAACUCUAGGUGGAAGGUUCUUUUUAGUGAUAACUUCCUUAAGUCAUUUAAAAAUCUUCCAACAAAGCGGACAAAAAAGUGGGUCAUUAGCCUCUUACUUAAACUUUCCAGUGGAUGGAGACCAAAAAGGAGAAAAGGGGAUUUGAUUUGUGGAAGUUCAUCCCAGAUGUUAAAGCAAUAUAAAGUUGAAGGUCUCUUUGUUGUUUGUUCGAAGGACAUAGUAAAAGAAGUGAAUUUCACUCAAGUUUUAAGGAUAUGGAAUAUACUGCCUCCGGAGUAUAUUGCUAAAGUAGUUAAGCAUCUAGAUAGUAUUUUUGAAAGCUAUACUGAUGAUUUCAUAAGUCGCUGCAGUGAGCAAUGUUUUGAAGGGAAGAUGGAGGUUCCAAUGAGUUGGGAUAGAUCAACAGAAAUCAUCAAAAUUAAGAAUCUUGUUAAUACUGGAAUUGAAGCAAAUUCAAGUUGUUGCGAUCAAAGAAUUUAUGUUGAGAACUCAAAGGUUGAGGAGAGUUUUUUAUUGAUGAAAUUCUAUUCUUUAUCAUCUGUUGUGGUUAGCCACUUGCUUUCUGAUCGUAAUAGUAAUGAACUGGAACUUCCAUUUGAAGUAUCAGAUGAAGAACAGGACAUUAUACUCUUUUCUAAAAGUACAUUUGUAUUGGGUCGCUCUGGUACCGGGAAAACAACGGUUUUGACCAUGAAGUUAUUUAGAAAGGAGGAAUUGCACCAUGUGGCUCUUGAGCACGCAUAUGGAAUUAAGAGCGUUGAAGUUCCCUGUUUGAGUUAUGAGAAAGAGUAUAAAGACAGUUCUCCAAUGAAUGACAGUCCUGUCCUACACCAAUUAUUUGUAACAGUGAGUCCUAAACUUUGUCAAGCAGUAAAACAGCAGGUUGGUAGAAUGCAAAGGUUCAUAUGUGGUGCUGAUAUUUCCUCCAAAAGUUGUUCUAUUGAAGAAGAAAUAGUUGAUGUUGAUACAUCAAUACAGUUUAGGGAUAUACCUGAUUCUUUUGUCAAUCUUCCCGCCAACUCAUACCCACUUGUGAUAACAUUUCAGAAGUUUCUAAUGAUGCUUGAUGGGACUGUGGGGAAUUCUUUUUUUGAAAGGUUUAGUGAUCUAUCUUCUCUAAGCGAGAACCUUGGUGUAAGAUCUGUUGUCUUGGAGACUUUUAUAAGGAAGAAGGAGGUGACUUAUGACAGGUUUGAUUCAUUAUAUUGGCCGCAUUUCAAUUCCCAAUAUACCAAGACGCUAGAUUCAUCCAGAGUGUUCACUGAAAUCAUGUCUCAUAUAAAAGGGAGUAUGUCAUCUGUGGAGUCUGGUGAAGGGAAGUUAAGCCGUCAAGAUUAUCUUUUCUUGUCUGAAAACCGGGCGUCAAGUUUAAGCAAGCAGAAAAGGGAGAUCAUAUACGAUAUUUAUCAAAGUUAUGAAAAAAUGAAGAUGGAUAAGGGGGAUUUUGAUUUGGCUGAUAUUGUUGCUGACCUUCAUUGCCGAUUCAGAAUUCACAAAUAUGAGGGCGAUGAAAUGCACUUUGUAUAUAUUGACGAAGUGCAGGAUCUAACCAUGAGUCAAAUUACUUUAUUUAAGCAUGUGUGUCAAAAUGUAGAAGAGGGUUUCGUUUUUUGCGGGGAUACUGCACAGACCAUCGCAAGGGGAAUUGAUUUUAAGUUCCAGGAUAUCAAAUCUCUCUUUUACAAGAAGUUUGUGCUAGAAUCAAAGAGAAGUGCCUAUAACCAAGGAAAGGAUAAAAUGAAAGUUUCAGAAAUUUUUCUGUUGAAUCAGAACUUUCGGACUCAUGCUGGAGUGUUGAAAUUGUCUCAGAGCAUCAUUGAGCUUCUUUUCCGUUUUUUCCCUCAUUCUAUUGAUGUUUUGAAGCCUGAGACCAGUUUGUUAUACGGGGAUGCUCCGGUUGUUCUUGAAUGUAGAAGCAGAAAAAAUGCAAUUGUAACUAUAUUUGGCAACACUGGGCAUGAGAGUGGGAAAAUUGUUGGUUUUGGAGCAGAGCAAGUUAUUUUGGUACGUGAUGAUGACGCUCGGAAGGAAAUUUUAGACUAUGUUGGGAAACAAGCUCUUGUUUUAACUAUUUUGGAGUGCAAAGGGCUCGAGUUUCAGGAUGUAUUGUUGUACAACUUUUUUGGCACUUCACCUUUGAAAAAUCGAUGGAGGGUGAUUUAUGAGUAUAUGAAUGAACAAGAUAUUGUGGAACUUACAGAAUCAAACUCUUUUCCAAGUUUCAAUGAUUCCAAACACAACAUUUUGUGUUCUGAGCUGAAACAGCUAUAUGUGGCUAUUACUCGUACAAGACAGAGAUUGUGGAUAUGUGAGAAUACAGAGGAGUAUUGUAUACCUAUGUUUGAUUAUUGGAAAAAGAAGUGUCUUGUACAAUUCAAAGAACUGGAUGAUUCACUUGCUCAGGCAAUGAAAGUUGCAAGCAGUCCCGAAGAAUGGAAGUCACGUGGCAAAAAGUUAUAUUAUCAAAAUAACUAUGAGAUGGCAACAGUUUGUUUUGAAAGAGCAGGAGACUCUUAUUGGGGAAAAAAGUCUAAGGCUGCUAGUCUUAGGGCUACUGCAAUCCGUUUACAUGACUUGAAUUCCGAGGAAGCAAAUGCAAUCCUUAGGGAAGCUGCUGAAAUUUUUGAAGGCCUUGGCAUAGUUGAGUCUGCUGCCCAGUGUUUUUCUGAUUUGGGGGAUUAUGAAAGAGCUGGGAAGCUUUACUUGGAAAAAUGUGAAGAGCCUGAUUUGAAAAGGGCAGGGGAUUGCUUUUACUUAGCACGUUGUCACGAAAUGGCUGCUCAAGUGUAUGCUAGAGGAAGUUUCUUCUCAGAUUGUUUGAAUGUUUGUGCAAAAGGUGGAUUGUUUGACAUUGGAUUACAUUACAUUCAGUGCUGGAAACAAAAUGAGAGUGCUGACCCUGGUUGGGCUAAUAGCCAUGAUCUGAACGCAAUUGAACAGAAAUUUAUGGAAAACUGUGCCCACAAUUAUUUUGAGAAAAAAGAUAUCAAAUCUAUGAUGAAAUUUGUUCGAGCUUUUCACUCGAUGGAUUUAAAGCGCGGGUUCUUACGAUCAUUAAGCUUACUUGACGAGCUUCUUGAAUUGGAAGAGGAAUCAGGCAACUUUAUGGAGGCUUUGAACAUUGCUAAGCAGAUGAGUGAUAUUCUUCGCGAGGCUGAUUAUCUUGGAAAAGCUGGUGAAUUCUUGGAAGCAUAUGAACUAAUGUUUUUCUAUGUACUUGCAAAAUCUCUUUGGUCUGGAGGAAGCAAAGCAUGGCCCUUCAAGCAGUUCACACAGAAGGAAGAUCUUUUGGGAAGAGCGUUGAUAUAUGCAAAGGAAGUGUCAAGCAGCUUUUAUGAGCUUGCAUCCACAGAAGUUGAAAUACUAUCAAAUAAGCAUGAUAACAUUUUUGAAAUAAUGAAUCAAUUGAAAUCUUCUCGCAUUCAUAGAAGUAUCAGAGGGGAAAUAUUAUGUUUGUGGAAACUGCUGGAUUCUCAUUUUCGGCUAAACUCCUCUAAGUAUGUCUGGCAAGACAGCUUGUUUGAUGUUUCUGUCGAAGGCAUGAUUAUGAAGAAUCAAUUUUCCGUGGAGACAUUGUUUUAUUGUUGGACAUGUUGGAAGGAUAACAUUGUUCAUAUGCUAGAAUCCCUUUCAAAUUUCAAAACUCAAGAGCCUCAUCCACAUUGCAGUUACGUAAAGUUUGCAUUCAAUUAUUUGGGUGUUCAGAAGCAGAUUUAUAAUCUCAAUGACAUUUACCUUUUGGUCAUCCCUGAUGCUAACUGGGUGAAGAAAUUGGGCGGUAGAUUGCUAAAGAAGAAGGUUAGUCUAGUCUCCGUUGAUGUUCAACCUCUAGUUUCUUUUGCUCAGAGUUACUGGAGUUCAGAAUUACUUUCUGUUGGCGUGGAUGUCCUGCACAACCUCGACGCACUCUACAAGUUUUCAGUUCAUAAGGCCUUUUCCAAAUUCAAUCAAGUACAGUCGUUAUUGCAUAUCUAUGAAGUCUCAAAAUUUCUUCUCAAGUCCAAGUGUUUUAGCCAUAGCCACAGUAACUUGAAAACAUUGGAGACAUUUUACAGAAAGCCAGUUGAGUGUUUAUUCCACCAUGUAGUUCCCCUUGACUGGAAGAAAUCACUGUCAAAAGAAAUGGUUUACCUACGGGUAACUGAAGCUUUUCAGAAUAUUAUGGAAGAGGUCAUCUAUGAAAGCACUAAACAGAAAGAUAGAUUGACCUAUGGUAAAAUUGGAAGGGUGGUAGUUAUGAUUCUUGGUACAGCUAAUGUAAAAGAUGAUCUGUUCGCGCAAGUUAUGACAAGGUUUGAAGAUAACAAAUACUGGAAAGAAUUCAUUGAAAGCUUACAGUUGUUUUCAGCGCAUGAUAUUUUACCAGACAAGAAAACCGAUUUUGAGAUGCAUCCUGCUUGUAAGCUUUACAAAGCAUUGUGUUAUACUUGGAGUGUGAAUCGGAUAAAGGAAGUUGACUAUAUAUCUCCCAGCUGCUUUAUGUAUCUUGUUGAACAGCUACUUCUGUUGACAUCAUGCUCGAUGGGGAGGCUCAUUUAUGCGACAAAGUCAUCUUUCACUGAAUGGCUUAUUUGCCAAAAUAAAUUUUCCCUUGCAAAUUUGAGCUUUAAGGCUCCUGUAGACACAAGAGAUGUCCAUGUUUUUAUUGAGAAUUUCCUCCGCAAAUUUGUUAAUGAUCAAAGUGAUAUCAAAACCUGGAUUAAAAAAUCAAACUCAGACGUGGAUAAGAAUUUUCCAUCACUUUUCCUUCGAUCGGUUGUUUUGAUGUGCUUGCUUCACCUCAGCACUGGGAGUCCGAAGUAUUUAGAAUUACUUCACUGUUGGUUGAAAAAUAGCUAUAUAACCACUCAAUUGCCAUUGGAAUUUUGUAAUGUUCUUCAAAAAGGAGAGAAACACAUGGGUGUGCAAGUCUUUGCUGAGGCAUUUAAAGUAAUUGGAAACCCCUUGGUAAUUGUCAGGCUUCAGAACAGUUCUUCCGAAAUCGUGUGCUCAGAUGCUGCGUUUGUGGAUUUAGCGACGUACAAAAAAAGAGAGCUCGUUUUAGAAACAUUAUUUCCUAGUAUAGUUGACAGUGUGGGUUGGCAAACCACAGCAGAAGCCUCUGAAUCAAAAUCUAUGGAGUUUCCUUCAAACCUUCAAAAUAAAAGCUCUGCUUCUGUUUCAGAUCAGGCAUCAGAUGUGGAUGGUGACUGCUUUUGGAAUUGGUUGGAAAAUUUCAAGUCUGAAACUGAUGUAUUAUGUCUUAAAAGUCUUUCACCUGAUUCCAUAUGGGCCAGCCAAUUUUUUCUUCAUUAUUUACAUUCUCUCCAGGGUUUUUUGGAUCAUUACAAUGAGCUUUGGAAUUUGUUACAAGAAAACCCUGUUAUUAUGGGAAAAAAAAUUGAAAUGGAGGAGUAUGUGAGCUUUCUUGAUGAAAUGAAGGAACUUCGAAAAAUUAUGAGCAAGGGCGGUUCGAUGACCGAGAAGGAGAAGGACACUGCUAUUGUGCUUCAAAAGAAAAUUCUUUCAAGACGAUCAACAGUAGCGCACAUCUUGUAUCAGCUGGAUUUGGCUCAAAGGAAUACCGAUGCUGAGUCCGAUUCAUCACAAGCCAGCACAACAGUAAGCGAUGAUGACUACGAGGAAGAUUUUUGAAGGAAUCAAUAGGUAACAUGUCCAAUAAUUCUCAAGGUGCAGUUAAUUCAGGACAUGGAAAGGCCAAGGAAAAUAACAAGUCCAAGAAAAACAAGGGAGGGAAAAAGGGUAUGAAGUGAAAAUUGUCGGGUCUUUUGUACAUGCAAAUGCUGUAGUAACUUUUGGGUUUACACUUCAAACUGUCUGGUUAUGGUAUAUCCUGAUUUUGGAAUCUUUUCGGUAAACUUUUGAGAAGUAUUUUAAAGAUUUAUUAUUGAUAUGAAAAUGUAAUGAAAAGAUUUAGAGAAGCCCCAUAUAAAUUUAGAAUUUGAUUCAUUCAUGCACGAGAAAUCAAAGUCAGAAGUUCUAGCA
Messenger RNA from Medicago truncatula (barrel medic), 8792 nucleotides. RefSeq lists its product as uncharacterized. The record is from RefSeq and is a predicted model, not a curated record. Gene Ontology annotation, molecular function: ATP binding; helicase activity; hydrolase activity. Bases 156 to 8441 code for a protein of 2761 amino acids. NCBI's taxonomy places the organism in Eukaryota, Viridiplantae, Streptophyta, Magnoliopsida, Fabales, Fabaceae. The transcript has 13 exons.